Messenger RNA from Trypanosoma grayi, 654 nucleotides. RefSeq lists its product as hypothetical. The record is from RefSeq and is a predicted model, not a curated record. The transcript has a single exon. The annotation marks the transcript as partial. Lineage: Eukaryota; Euglenozoa; Kinetoplastea; Trypanosomatida; Trypanosomatidae.
AUGAUGACACCACAAGUGGAGAGUGAGGAUCGUGCGGCAGAAUUCCUCCACCGCGCACUCACUCGAGCUCGGCUGCUCCUGGCGUUGCGCGAGCAAGCGGAGCAUAGCCAGAAGGCACAAGCCCAGGCGAAGCAAGACACCGUGGCGGACGAAAAUCACCUCGGCGCGCUGUUACCGUCAUCGUUACCAAGAGCAGCGGUAGUACAGGACAUCGUAUUUCGCAACGAUGACUCACUCCACUCGGUGGAGCUCGAGGACGAGUGCAGCGACGCGUGCCAGCAGCGGCAGGAGGGGGGUGAUGAGCAGUUGCAGCAGCAACCUCAAGAGGAAAAAGAGGAUUCGGUUGUUGUUCAGACCCUGCCACUUCCCCAGCUGCGUUGGCCGGUGCCAACAUGGCAGCAGCGGCAGGAGGCGCGCGCGAAGCAGCGGCCACGGCAGCAGAAGCGAUGCGGUUUGACGGACUGCGCCGAGAAGCGGAGCUGGUUCUGCAGCCCUCCCGUGGUCGCUGGGGCGUGCGCGGGCGUUGACGUGGGGACGGACGACGACGACGCCUAUCUCCCGCACCUGCGCGGCGGCAGCGCGUCUUCCCUGACGAUGACGGGCGACCACAGCGACAGGAGCAGCUCGCCCGACACGUACGCGGCGUCGCACGCC